Molecule: messenger RNA, 2202 nt
Organism: Hymenoscyphus albidus
Lineage: Eukaryota; Fungi; Ascomycota; Leotiomycetes; Helotiales; Helotiaceae
Source: the annotation of a GenBank genome assembly
CUCAUCGUAAUCCGCGCUGCCCUUUUGACUGAGCCUCUCCGCUGUCUUUUUGUCUCUUUUCUUCUUCCUUCCUCACCACGGCCUAUCCAACUACCACAGUCCUUACAGUCCUUUUUGCACAUCGGUUAAUUUCUCAUCCUCAACCCACAGUCAUUCUUUAGAGAUACUCGUCUGCGAAAUCGACUUUCGCUCGCUACUCACUGUCUAUAUCGAAAAGCUGCUCAACCCAACCGCAAAUCGAAACCCCGCACAAAUAUCACUCGUUGUAAAUUUGAAAAAGAAGCGUUCAGUGCUCUGCAAGUCAAAUAAACCUGUGUAUCCAUAGCACUACAUAUCUCCCACCUAAUCAACAACCCACUCAAUCAACAUGAAGUUCACCACCACCUCCGUCGCCGCCUUCGCUGGUUUGGCUGCUGCCCACCAACAUGCUCCUCACUUCCAACACCGCAGACAAUUGAACGGUACCGGUAUCUCCACCACUUUGACCAUUUUCCAAACUCAGGUGCACACCAUCACCAGCUGCGCUCCUUCAGUCACCAACUGCCCAGCACGCAACUCCGCAUCUGGCGGUAUGGUUGUCACUGAGGUCGUUCCAAUUACCACCGUAAGUAUGAGUAAAGAAGAAUUGUUAAACUCUAUAUUGACAAAAUUAUAGACUGUCUGCCCAGUUUCCGAGGCUUCAUCGCUCAGCUCCUCCAUCGCUUCAUCAGCUUCCGCCUCUGCAAGCCUUUCAUCUGCUAGCGCAUCAAGAACCAGCGCAAACUCAGGAGCCACCAUCACCCCAGGCAUUCCUCUGUCCACCGGUACCCCAUCCGGACCUGGACCAAACCCAGGAUCCCCUCAAGGUCCUCAAUCCGAUACCACUCUUACCUACACCAUCGGUACCGGUACAUCCACUACCGUUGUGACCACCACCAUCAAGCACACCUCAACCUCCGUUGUGUAUGCUACCAAGCCAGCCAACAACGGCGGUAACCAAGAAGCUGCCACCGCUAUUGAGGACACCACCACCCUCAGUGGAACUUCCACCUCCACCAGAUACAUCACGGUUGUCCCAGCGCCAACUGGUGCCACCGAUGGUAACUCUGGAACUCCAUCCAACCCAUCCAACCCAGGCAGCAACCCAUCCAACCCAUCCAACCCAGGUAGCGGAUCCAACCCAGGAAACGGUGGUGGUCUUGAAGGUGGUGUUACCACCUGUGUUCCUGUUACAGUUACCGUUGCUCUCUCCACCGUCACCGUCGUAAGUUUUGACAUCUCGCUCAAAAUCCAAACAUGCAACUAACAUGGAGUAGUAUGCCACCGCAACUCCAGCACCCAACAACGGAGGAGCCAACUCUGGAUCGACCACUCCAGGCUCUAACACUGGCUCCAACUCUGGAUCUAACUCUGGAUCUAACAACGCAGGAUCUAACUCUGGGUCUAACAACGGAGGAUCUAACUCUGGAUCCAACAACGGAAACGGUGGAGUCAACUCCAUCGCUGCUGAUGACAGCGUCGUUCUCUCCACCGCUACCGUUGUUCCUAUCCCAGUGAUCACCCCAGUUGGCCCAUACGGAAACGGUACCGCCGUUGCUGCCACCAAGACCCCAUGCUCAUCCGUCUUCCCAUCCGGAUUCGUCUCCAAGGCCAAGGCCACCGGCACCGGAUCCCCAAUCCUCAGAUUUUAAAGCAGUACCAAUGAACUUGGGAUGAAUUUGUAAAGUUUUACGUGUUAUUUAAUCGGGGGGGGCGCAAAAGUGGUCGUGUUAGGAGUUGGUAUAGACAAAGCUCAGGACGUAGGAGGAGGAGAAAAAGGGAUCCUUGCGCCAAGGUCCGCGGAGACGAUAUUACAUUUCUUGCCGGCGCUCAGAAUUGGGAAUUCGAAAUCUCGAUUUCGCAAUUCCUCUUCUGUGUGCAUUUUAUUCUUUCUUUUGUUUUAUAGUUACUUAUUUCCUUUUAUUUUGCUACCUUUUUUUUAUAUUUAUAUCUUACGAACAUUUUUUGAUGGGGAAUGAUUAUUGGCGCAAAUAAGUCAUGGAGGAACCACUCGCAAUAUAUACCUCACGAUCCAUAGCAUAUACUGUCUUUUUACAUACCAAGAUCCCUCUUCUUUUUCUCCCCAUCGCAUGCGCGAAGCCGGAUGGCCUAUCUACAAGGCUUUGACAAUUUUUCCUUACAUUUUUCUUCAAGAAAAGAAUCGUGGCGGUGGUUAGAUUUUGU